Messenger RNA from Ricinus communis (castor bean), 516 nucleotides. RefSeq names its product tetraspanin-8-like. Lineage: Eukaryota; Viridiplantae; Streptophyta; Magnoliopsida; Malpighiales; Euphorbiaceae. Gene Ontology annotation, cellular component: plasma membrane; plasmodesma. Gene Ontology annotation, biological process: auxin-activated signaling pathway. The coding region runs from base 1 to 516 and encodes 171 amino acids. The record is from RefSeq and is a predicted model, not a curated record. The transcript has a single exon.
AUGGCUCGCCCUACCGACUGCCUCUUCUUAUCCUUCAACUUGUUAGCUUUAACGUCUGGUUGUUUUGCCAUAGGUUCAUAUCUCUACUUCCAAACCAAUGGAGUCACUGAUUGCAAGAAUGUCGUCCAAAAGCCACUUCUGGUAAUGGGUAUCAUUUUGAUGGUUAUAUCAUUGAUAGGAUUCGUUGGUGCAGUUUGCAAGCUCACUUCCCUGCUCUGGUUCUACUCUUUCGUGGCAUUCUUGGUUCUUGUUGGGCUGACUGCUUUUUCAGUUUUGGCUUACAUGAUCGAUAAUCCGAAUGCUAGUGAGAAAUUAUCAGGAAUAGGUUUCAAGAAGCAUAGUAUUGGAGAACAUUACGCACAGUGGUUGCAGAAUAUGGUAAUUAAUGGGAAGCACUGGAAUGGUAUUAGAGCUUGUUUGAUUGAUCAUGAGGUAUGCAAACGUCUUCAUAAGAAUAAUCUUGUCCAAAAUGCUGGGGAUUUUUUUCUCAAGAAAUUGUCUCCCGUUGAGGUAUAA